AUGUAUGAUUAUAAUUCACCACCGCCGGAUCAUUAUUCACCACCGCCUGAUCAUUAUUCACCACCGCCUGAUCAUUAUUCACCAAUGUCUGAUUAUAAUUCACCACCGCCUGAUCAUUAUUCACCACCGCCUGAUCAUUAUUCACCACCGCCUGAUCAUUAUUCACCAAUGUCUGAUUAUAAUUCACCACCGCCUGAUCAUUAUUCACCACCGCCUGAUCAUUAUUCACCACCGCCUGAUCAUUAUUCACCAAUGUCUGAUUAUAAUUCACCACAGCCUGAUCAUUAUUUACCACCGCCUGAUCAUUAUUCACCACCGCCUGAUCAUUAUUCACCAACGACUGAUCACUAUUCACCACAGCCUGAUAAUUUUUCACCAUCGCCUGAUCGUGAUUCAUCACCGCCUAAUCAUUAUUCACCACUGCCUGAUCAUGAUUCAACGCCGCCUGAUCAUUUGGAACAGGAUCCAUCUCAUCAUCUAUUGGAAUCGCAACUUUUCUAUUAUCAGCUUCAAGUUCACCACUACCUCUCUGUAAAAAAGAAAACCCAACUUACCAGUAAAUUGAAUAUUAUUUAUUUAACACAAAUUAUUAUACAGGGCGACGAGUGUAACAUGUAUGAACAUACUAUUCAUGAAAACAGAUAG
Mytilus californianus (California mussel) is the source of this 645-nucleotide messenger RNA. RefSeq lists its product as uncharacterized. The coding region runs from base 1 to 645 and encodes 214 amino acids. NCBI's taxonomy places the organism in Eukaryota, Metazoa, Mollusca, Bivalvia, Mytilida, Mytilidae. The record is from RefSeq and is a predicted model, not a curated record. The transcript has a single exon.